Molecule: messenger RNA, 677 nt
Organism: Lecanosticta acicola
Lineage: Eukaryota; Fungi; Ascomycota; Dothideomycetes; Mycosphaerellales; Mycosphaerellaceae
Source: the annotation of a GenBank genome assembly
AUGUCUCGUACGCCAGACCAACCGACUCUAUCGCCACGCUUUUGCUUCAACCAGACCCAACUGCGAGGUGAGACUGCAUCAUACCCUAUGUCUCCUUAAUCUCAGCUCACGCUCAUACCGAGAUCGCUUCUGAACCAGACUUUCUCCGCAUUUCACGAUCCGCAGUAGACGAUACCAUUUCACAAAACCUGAACGCCCUUGUCACGCCUGGCGCAAAGCCCUUCGAUCCGUCCUCAACAGCAGAACGACAGCCUCGACCGAUCGGGAGAAGACCAAUCGAUCCCACAGCUUGCGAUGAGUUUAAGGAGAAAGUUCUCUUUCCGAGUUGGCAGAGUCGGAGUGACGUUCUGAAUUACUGCGCGGGGGUCGCUACGAGUCCAGACCCCGAAGAUCCUGACCAUGUUCUUAGAGAGAACGAGGAUGCUAGAUCAAGAGAGCGGAUAGUCGACGAACGAUUGGAUCCCUACAGUUCGAGAUAUCUCCCGCGAGAAGCACGAACAGAGGUGCUAGCGUCAUUGAUUCGGAACGAAAGAAUGGUAGAGAACAUUAUACGAGUACGAACUUGGAGCCUGAUCGGAGAGCGCUGUGAGAACGACACAAGCGAUGCUGACAAGGCACUCGAUGCGUGGCGAAAAGGAAGGGUGGAGGAGCAGACAUCGACCACAUCACAACUUUGA